Amoebophrya sp. A120 is the source of this 2253-nucleotide messenger RNA. NCBI's taxonomy places the organism in Eukaryota, Dinophyceae, Syndiniales, Amoebophryaceae. The record is from the annotation of a GenBank genome assembly.
AUGCUUUCGGGGCAGCGUUGCCAGAACUGCUGGCAACAGACGCUGCCCCACCACAAUGCCGCUACUUGUCCUUUCCCGGUCGUUAUGGAUUGCAAAAAUGUCUGGGUCUGGAAGAGUCAUGCUGUUUUUGCAUGACACAGAAGGUCUGGCGUGGAAGCUCCAGCGUCACAGGUUUCGAGAAGCUUCCGCAAUGCCGAAUCCGCAUGACAAGCCCCCCACUUUGGUGACAGAAAGCGGGCAGCUUUUGCUACCUAUGCAUGAGAGAUUUUUCUGUGUUCUGAAAUGCGCAUCACAAGUUUGUAUUCUUCCAGACCCAGACAUUUUUACAUUUGAUAGUCGUCUGCCCGGAAUCUCGAGUCGAGCGACUGAUUCGCGCGCACCCGAAUUUACGCAUAUCCUGUGCAAAAGUAUCGUACUCGUAGUAAUCGCAGUCAUGCAUUGCAAAUCUUUAUCCCAAGGUAAAACAGCAUGACAAAUUCCAUUCGUCAUGCUGAGCUAAUUUGUCAUGCGAUUUAUACUAGUACGAUAAUUUUGCAGUUCAUAACGCAAAGCCUGGGACAAGUAUUUCGGGCUGCACAAGCGGUACCAUGACGGUACACACGGGGAGUACGGGAAGGAGAGAGAUAAUAGCAGUGAUAAUUCCGAUUUUGAGCCUCCUCUAUCCACAAAAAAACAACCCGACCCAUCCAAGUUGUCAUGCGAAUCACAACCAGGCAUACGCAUGUAUUUACAUUGAAUUAUCCAGUUUUAUUCAUGAUCGUGCAAAAAUGGAUGCGGGUGGGUCUUUUCUUUUGGAUAUCCUGGCGACAAAAACUACAGCUCCGAGAACACCGAUAGCUCCGUAGAGCGACGGGCGAAGAAAUACGGACCAUUGCAGAAGGUGACGAAUUCGGGUUUGCGGUUGUUUGGGAGGGAGGACGAUGAGAUAUGCUGUGCAAAAGCAUCGUACUAGUUAGUAUAAAUUGCAUUACAAAUUAGCUCUGCAUGAAAAAUCAAAUUUGUCAUGCUAAAUUACCUAAGAAACCAGAUUUUGAUUUGUCAUGCUAGCCUGGCAUUUAUACGAGUGCGAUAUUACUUUUGCACAGGAUAUGAGAGGAUCAGAAACUACAAAGACAGAAAGAAAACUGCAACCCCGGCGGUCGACGACGGCGCGAUUGUUUACACGGAGGAAAUGACCUGGGCUAACCUGGAAAAGAUGAACCAGGAGGCUGCCAAAGCUGAGGAAGAAGCGAAAAAAGCGAAGGAAAAAAAGAAAAAAGGAAACAAGGGUGCAAAGGAUCAAAACAGGGAUAAACAAGAAGACGAGAAGCCGAAGGUAGACACGAGGGCUUUGGACGAGUCCAUGAAGGAGUAUUACCAUCCGAAACUCGCUUGGGGCAACCAGAAAAAGCUCUAUGGAUCGAUCCGGGAAUUAGACGCUCGCGGCAGAUUGGUGCGACAGAUCGGUGGAAAGGAUAAGGAGCAAGAGCAGCAGGCUCUCGGGGGUGGGAAUAAAAGUAAAAGUAAACGAAGAAGUAGAACAAAAAGCAGGAAUAGGAAAAGAAAGAAAAAGAGGAAAAAGCGGAAAAUGAGGCGGCGAAGAGCCCUCGAUCGUGCGGAUUAUAGAUCAGAUACCGAUAGUACAUCUUCUUCUUCAUCAGACAGCGGUGAGAAAAAAGAUUCUGCGAGGAAGGUCGCUCGAGGACAUCAGAGCGGUACUCGCGAUCGCGAUGCGGGCCGGCGCCGUGCGGUAGACAAAAGGAAAAGGCAAGAGUCUUUGUUUGACGAAAACGACAGUGAAGAUGUGGGAAAGAGAAAGAAGAAAAAGGACAAAACGAAAAGGCGGAAAUCAGACAAGAACCAAAGCAAAACUCAUAGAUGUGGCUCUGGCUCUGGGGAACGCGAACGCGGUCGGCUGGGGAAGAAGAGCAGAAAAGCAGAUCGGGAAAGGGACCAGUCUGUUCAGAAGAAAAAGAAAAAGCAGAAGAACUCCGGCCGUGAAGUAGAUGAAACUGGCAACAGAGUAGACAAAAGUUGCUCAUCGGAAAACGACCUUGCACAGGAACAGGAAGAAGAUCAAGAUGUUGAAUCCGAGCUCAUGGACGCGCCCGGAGAUGUGACGCGCAGGAACAUCAAGUGCAAAAUCAGCGAUCAAGAAGCCGCGCCCAUUAGUCCCGGGAGCAAGAUGAAAGCUUUUUUGGAGGCGAACGAGGAUGGUUCGAGUGCUGAACAAGAUCGGAGUCCUCGUAAUCCGAGGACGAGCACGACUAGCAG